Molecule: messenger RNA, 5623 nt
Organism: Trichobilharzia regenti
Lineage: Eukaryota; Metazoa; Platyhelminthes; Trematoda; Strigeidida; Schistosomatidae
Source: the annotation of a GenBank genome assembly
AAAGUUUAACUUCCUUUGUUCAUGAACAAUUUGUAUAUGUGCGUGGGUGUGUGUGUGCAUACAUAUAUGUGUGAGUGUAUCAUCAAAUUAAAUUAUCAUUACUCCUGUCAACAUCAGAGAUAUGCUAUGUGAGUGAUAUCAUUAUUUAAACUACUACAGCACUAAUAGUAUUAUUGUUAUUGCACGCAUUCACACGCACACACACAAACCUACAUAUAAAUGUAAAAACACUGUGACACACAGACAUGACAAAUAAAUAAACACUUAAUUUCCACACACAUACACACACACAUAGAAAAUGUCUACCCUUCCUCUCUCCCUCCUCUAUACACACACGCAAAUACAGACGCACCCAACCAACACAUUUUGUUCACAAUAUUCUCGAAAAUUUGAUAUAUAAUUAACAUAUUGUUAAUUGGAGAACAGUUUUAAAAAUAUAAAUAUAUAUAUCGAAGCAGUUGAUUUGCGGGUUUAAAAAAAUCUAUUUAUCAGUUGGCAUCAUAACAUCUCUCUCUAUAUAUAUAUCAAUAGAUAAACAAAUUAAAUAAGUACUGGAGAGAAGAACACGACAGUGAGGGAAGAAAAACGUGGAUCUAUAUACAUUUUGUGUAUUUCUCCUGAUUAUUAACCAAGAAAAGAAAGAAAUAUUCAUAAGGUGAUAUACAUAUAUCCCUUUGGAAUUAUGUAACAUGUUAGUUCAUUAAUAUAGUAUGGAAUCCAUUCGAUCUCAAUGGUAUACACAUAAUCAAUCUGAACUUCAUCAAUACCAUCGUCAACAUCCCGAUCAACUACAAAAACACAAACAUUUGACUAGUCAUCAUUCAUUAUAUACACCUGGAGAGGAUUCAUUUCAACAAGAAGGCGGUAAAACAUCUACGACGAUUCCAUCAUCGUUAGUAUUAGCAACAACAGAGACUAAAGCCAAAGCGUCUAUUGAUCCUAUUGAUAUAGUAACGACUACAAAUUCAAUUAAUACCUCACCAAUGAUUCAUCAAUUUAUGAAUAAUAUACCAAAUUUAAUACAUUCACUUAAUAAUUCAGAAAAACAAACAGUAUUCCCGUCAUCAUCAACAUUAUCGCCGACUACAACAACAACAAAUAAUAAUAAUUCGUCACUGUUAUCAACCUCACCAUUAUCCUCGUCAACAUCUCAGACGGCUAAUUUAAUGGCAUCAACAUCACCGACUACAUUGGCUGCUGCUGUCGCCGCAGCUGCUGCCUGGUAUCCGCUAAGUUUAGCUAUGGAUGAAAUGGCACAAAAUUUAGUCUCUUCAGAAUCCGAAUUUAUUGAUCGAAGCAUGUUUUCUUCCCUAUUCCCAACAAUUUCUCAAACAAUGAACAAUUCAAAUCGUAUAAUUUCAAAUCAAUUGAAUAAUUUAUUAUUACCUGGUGUAAUGAAUUCAGAGGAUUAUUCUACGAGCACCCUUGUGAAUAGUAAUCAUAAUAAUAAUACAAGUAAUAAUAAUCGUACUACCGUUACUGCUACGACUGUCAGUAGUAAUAAUGUGAUCAAUAGUGACAGUUAUAAUCAUAAUGGUGAUAAUACAUCAGAAGGACAUAGCAAUUUUAUGUCACUAUCAACAACAACAACGCCAACAGCAACACCAACAGCAACGACAACAAUAACACCAAAUCGUGAUCAGACCUUGUCAACGAUACAGUCAGAUCAUUGUCUACAGAGUAAGUUAAGCCCAUCCUCUGGACAAUUGUUAAAUGGUAUGGAUUCAUCCGGAUCACCACCAACAGCUCAUUCACCUAUGAAUGGUGAAAACAAGUGUAAGAAGGCAAGGCAUAGAACAACAUUCUCCGUCCAACAGCUGUCAAUAUUAGAAGCAGCCUUCGAUAACUGUCCAUAUCCUGAUGCUGUUACACGUGAAGAUAUCGCCUCAAAGUUAUCAUUGAGUGAAUCACGUGUACAAGUAUGGUUUCAGAAUCGUAGAGCUAAAUGGCGUAAACAAGAAGGUAGUCAAUUAUUAACAAAUGGUACAAAUUCUAGCAAUACAACAAUAACGACAACUAAUAAUAAUAAUAACAGUAGUAAUUGUAGUAUAAUUAACUCCACAGUCUCCACAUCUACACCAUCCACUUGUACAUCUACAUCAAAUAUAUUAACAGGUGAUAAUGACGAGGACGAUUAUCGUAUAAGUUCAAAUUUGCUAGAACCACCAUUUUUAACUGGUCGUAAAAGAAGUUCAAUCUCUAGCAUGAAUCAUUUCAAUCAUCAAAAAAGUAUUCAUAAUCAAAAUAAUAAUAAUAAUUUAAAACAAAAUAAUUCUUCAUAUGAAAAUAAUACAGAAUUAAUGGAUUCAUUAUCACCGUCACGUUUAAAUUUAUCAUUUAUUGUAAAUGAUUUAGCUAAUUAUCACCAAAAAAUGUCAAAUUUUCCAUUAUUUAAUGAAAAUUCAAACUCACUACAACCUGCCUCUUCGCACAAUGACCUUGACAAGUGUUCUAGUAAAACAACACUGUUGAAUUCAAGUCUAUUGAAUACCUCGCCUACAGAUUUAAUAAAUUCACAUUUAUUAGAUAAAUCAUUAAAGAAUAUAUCAAAUAGUUUCUAUUCCACUCCUAAUUCUAAGAUCAAUUCAUCUGUAUAUAAUAAUUUAUCAGGUAAAAAGUCAACACCCCCUAAUUGUAAACAACGUAGACAUAAUGAUGAAUUCAUUACACGUGAAAAGAGGAAUGAAUACACUCCAGAGCAUGAUCAAGAUCAUAGCAAUAAUGACCAUAAUCCUGAUAAUGAUUAUAUCGACUGUAAUGAUAUCAGUAUGAAUACAAGCAAUGAUUCUCUUAGUGAAGAUAGAGGGAUAAAAUCUAAAAAUUUACCAUUUUCUGUUUUAUCUCUAACAGCUAAUCAUGCAAAUAAUAAUGUAGCGCAUCAAAAUCAGAUGAAUACUUUCAAUAUUAGUGAACAGUUGAGUAAAUUACAAUCAAUACAAGCCUCUAUGAAAACGCUUAACAAUAAUAAUUAUGAAAAUCAAGGAUUCCCUUCUUUAUUAUCGUCAUCAACAUCAAUGAGUGAAAUGAAUACAAAUUAUAACAAUAAUCAUGAUGGAACAACACCUUCACUAUCGAAUAUAACUGAUUUUGCUGAAUUUAUGAAUUCCUUGUUGAAAGCUAAAAUCAAUCAUCUUAAAACUAAUCAAUCUUCAUUAUUAGAUUGUAAUGAAAUGAAAAUAUUGAAUGAUAUGUUCACUAAUGGAAGUAUGAAUAGAACUGAUGAUUGUAUUCAAAAGGAUGCUAAUAGUAGUAGUAGUAGUAGCCCGACUGCUUUGAAUAUUACAACAACAACAACAACUAGUACUACUACUGAAACUACAAUUACACCGAAAUCAGUUGCCAAUAAUACUACUGAUAUGAUUAAUAGUAGUAAUGGCAAUAACAAUAAUAAUAAUACUAAUAGCAAUGAUAACACAAUUAAUAAUACAAUUUUAGAGAAUUUAAUCGCCUGUGCACAACUCCCUCUAAAUUUACACUUAAAUGGAACAAAUUCGAAUUUGAAUAAUCAUAGAUUAGAUUUUAAAAUGGAUUUAUCUACAGAAAAACAAAUGAAUUUGAAUCGUUCCCACGAGGAUCAAUCGAACAGUCAAUAUCCUGAUAUACAGAAAACACCUUUCAAUGAAAUACCCUUAUCAUCAACAUCAUCUCAUUUAAAAAGUAACACUAUUCUCUGGGAGUAUCUUUUAAGUCGAUUACAGACAAAUUCACAAGAAUUUAAUAAUUUUCUUUUGCCUAAAUUAUCAACUCCUGCAACUUCAACAGUUUCUUCAUCAACAACACAGAAUUCUGUCAAUGCUACUCACAAUCUCUUAGCCAAUGAUCUACUGAAUUCAGCCAAUUUAUUAAAUUUAUCCAAUUAUCAAUGUUCCAGCCCGAAUACAGAUAUGAAGAAUAUUCUAUUGAACUAUGCUCAUUUGAAAGGAAAUGAGUCCACUUUAAAAUUGCCUAUCAAUGGAACAACUAAUAUGCAUGUUACUACUAACAAUCAUGGUAGUAGUAGUGAUAAUACUACUACUAAUAAUAGUAGUAUAUUAACUGAUACUCUGGAUACAAACAGAAAUGAUUUAACUGUGAACGGUAGUAAUACCCCAAAUAUGAAUAAUCCUUUUGAUCAAGUCAAUAAAUUAUCCCAAUCAGAAUUUGUAUACAAUUAUUUAAAAAAGUUUCAAACAUUUAGCAAUGAUGCUAAUGGGUUAGUAAAUAAUGAUGAACUACACGGGAACAGUAAUAAUAAUGACAAUAAUAAUAUUAAUAGCAGUAGUGAUAGCGGUAUCCCACAACAAAUGAUGCAGUAUUACGCCUUGUGUGCAUUUGUCCAAGCUGCUAGUCUUCUUUCCUCCACCUCAUCCUCCUCAUCGUCAUCGUCAUCCGCAUCCACAUGCACAUCAACAUCCACGUCAUUUCCAACAUCGACAUAAUACCUCAGUGUUGAAAGAAGACUUUACAGACGCCUAUACCUACGCGUACCCAAAUGAAGCCACACAUACAGAUACACACACCUACUUACAUCCAAAACUGUCAUCCCUGUGAAUAUUACACUAUUUUUUUUUUUCUUCUUUUCUGUCAGUUGUCUAGGAAGCAUUUCAGAUGGAAACAAACAAACAAACAAACAGGCAAAGAAACAAACGAACAAAAAGCCACAUUCCAAGAUGAUGAUUACUUACCUCAAUUAUCAAUCAGUUACCGAGAUAAUAAUUUAUCAACUUCUCUGUCUUUUUAUUUUAUUGUUGCUGUUAUUGUUGUUUCCAGUGGACAUUUGAAAUGUCCGAGAAGGCAAAGCACAGUGAUCCCUGAUCAACCUGUUAAGCUAAGAAACUAACUAAUCAGUUAAAAGUUUUUGAAGGUAUUCAUAAUUAUCUAUACAUAUAUACAUACAAACUUGAUAGUCUUGAUAAUUGUCCCAAGCGAUGACAAUUAUCUUGACUACAUUUUCUUUUGUAUAUUGCUACUACUUCUACUUCUGUUUUUUUUAUCUUUUGGUUGUUUUUGUCCCCCCCCACUUCGUUUUCAUUUUUACUCUUAUUUUUACUGGUCUGGUAGUGCUUUUAUUACUACUACAACUAUUAUUAUUAUUAUUACUACUAUUUGGCUAUUUACGCUUCUUAUGUGUACUUAUGGUACUCUGAUAAUUAAUGAACAGCUGGUUAACGAACUAACCAACUAACUAACUAAUUCACUGACUGAUAAUGGGCUUUCUAAAAUCGAAAAGGCAAAUGACACAGCGCACAACACAGGCAUAUAUUAUUACAAAAGCAGACACUGGACGAGAGUAAGGAACUUCAUGGCUAUAAGUCUACAAAGUAGGCAUGUGUAGGUGGUCACCACUGUGUGCAUGUGUGCCUGAGUGUGCAAUACAGAGAGAGAGAGAGAUGGGUCUUCAAUUCGAAUGUAUUCAAUUUUAGACUUGUUAUUCUUGUGUUUUUUUUCGUUCGCAGUUUAUUGAUCUGUCUCUCUAUCUGACUGCCUCCCUACUCCCCAAUCUUACUUCCCUACAAUUCCUCCUACCUCUACACUUUUCUCUUUUGAUUUUAUUUAUUUAUUUGUUUGUGCUUUUCGUUUUUGUUUUAUUUUCUUUUGUUUUUCUACAUAUAUAAAAAUAAAUAAAAAUGACUACUAAUAUUAC